This is a messenger RNA of Drosophila suzukii, 981 nucleotides long. RefSeq lists its product as uncharacterized. NCBI's taxonomy places the organism in Eukaryota, Metazoa, Arthropoda, Insecta, Diptera, Drosophilidae. The record is from RefSeq and is a predicted model, not a curated record.
UAGGUGCUGGCAUUGCUGGGAACAACAAAAUAAAUGUGUUUUAUAAGCAGUUUUGCUUAUCGCAUAUCAAUAUCGGCAAAAUACGAAGUAACAAUGGAUCAUAUUCCAAUCCAAAUGGACGAAGAGAGCAUUAUUGCAGCGAACAACAUUAUUGAAAAGGCCAAAAAAUCGAUGUCUGCAAUAAGGAACCAAUUCAAUAACGAAUUGAAACAGAGUCAGAAUUAUCUUAUUUCCACACAGGGUCCGAUGGAACAGGAAAUAAUGAAAGAGUAUUUGAAGAUCAGUCCCGAUGAUAUUGAGGAGUAUUCCAAAAAAUAUAAUAGGAAUAACAUAUUUGACGACGAAGAAAAAGGAUCUGUCAGUGAUCAAAAAUCCGAUAUGGAGGAACAUCAAGCUGAUAAAAAAAAAAAUCGCUUGAAGGAGAAAUAUGAGGAAGCUCUAAAGCACGAUGAGAAAUUGGAGGCUGAAGCGAAGCGCUCUUUCAAUGAUACUGAUUCUGAAGUGGUAGAACAUCAAACUGAAUUAAAAAAAAGGCACAAGGAUCAAGUAGACCUUUAUAAGGUAGUGCAAGAAAAAUUGAUGGCCAGCUUUAAGAAGGAUAUGGAUAAGCUCAUGCUAGAGUUUGAGGCGAAGUAUUCACGACUCAGAAAAACCCUUUCCGAGAUAAUGGCAGACACUCCAAUGCAACCGGAAGUAGACAAUACCGAUGCCUCCAGCACUCAUCAGCCUUAGAAAAAUGAUUGCAGCUUAGGAGCAGUUAUACACUUUUAAUAACACAGAACAGACGCCACUGAGAGCUACCAAAGAUGUUCCAUACCCGCCUUGUAUUUUAAAUUACCUUGUUUUAAAUUUUAUUUUACAAAUCUCAAACAAUAAAUAAUAGUUGGGCGAUUCAAAGUGCAUUGAAAUUAUUUUUUAAGAAAGCUAUGUCUAUACCUAAGAAAAUGUUGAACUUGGAUCUUUUUUAUAUUUGUUUUUUUC